AUGGUUUAAGUCAAGUUCAUAGUCUUGUUAAUCUGUGCAUUGACACUGACCUAAGGUACCUCUUAUUUUUAUGUCAAGCUUUUGAAGCUGAGGGCACACUCUUGUCGAUGUCAUUAAAUGAGAUUAACAACCUCAAUUUAGGGGAUGUUAAUUGUUAAAACACAUCUUAACAAUAGUUUGUGUAGUUGGAACAAAAUCUCGAGUCAUGGGCCGAUAUCAUCGAUCACAAGGAUGACAUUUAAAAAGAUAUUAACACUCUGAAAUAAUUAGAAGUCAUCUUACUUUAAGUCAAGAAAUAAACAUAAAAGAAGAGUAUUUUAGAUUAUUUUAUUUCUAGAGAUUGCUCCAUAACAAUUGAAAUAAAUAAAUUAAGUUGUGACUAAAAAAAUUAAGUCUUUAGUUCUUCCAUAAACAGCAAGCAAAAUUGGAUAAGCACAUUGCGAUGAAAUUGAAAGACAAUUAGAGAGAUUAAGCAGUGAUAAUGAGUCAGAAAGAAGUGAAUGUUGUGAUGCUCUUCUCAAAUUGGCUACUUUCCUCAUUAGACAAUUAUCUAGCAUUAAUUAAUAAUGCCAUCAAAAUCCAGUCACUGUCAUUAAAAUCAAAGGAUAAAUCAAAGAAUUACAUAUCAUCUAAGGAGGAUGUGGAGGAGGACAAACUAUUGACAUUCCUAUGGGAGGAGGAUCAGAUGAAAAAUGUGAUAAACCAGAAACACCAACCAAACCUACAGAUCCUACUACUCCUGAUACUCCAACAGAUGACCCAGUACCAGAUCCUGAAAAAGAAGAAGAAACAACUGCAGAAGAAACUGAAACUGAAGAAACAGAAACUGAAGAAGGUGAAACAACUCCACCAGGACCAGAUGCUGAGGAAGAAGGUGAAACAACACCACCAGGACCAGAUGCUGAGGAAGAAGGUGAAACAACUCCACCAGGACCAGAUGCAGAGGAAGAAGGUGAAACAACUCCACCAGGACCAGAUGCAGAGGAAGAAGGUGAAACAACUCCACCAGGACCAGAUGCAGAGGAAGAAGGUGAAACAACUCCACCAGGACCAGAUGCUGAGGAAGAAGGUGAAACAACACCACCAGGACCAGAUGCUGAGGAAGAAGGUGAAACAACUCCACCAGGACCAGAUGCAGAGGAAGAAGGUGAAACAACUCCACCAGGACCAGAUGCAGAGGAAGAAGGUGAAACAACACCACCAGGACCAGAUGCUGAGGAAGAAGGUGAAACAACACCACCAGGACCAGAUGCUGAGGAAGAAGGUGAAACAACUCCACCAGGACCAGAUGCAGAGGAAGAAGGUGAAACAACUCCACCAGGACCAGAUGCAGAGGAAGAAGGUGAAACAACACCACCAGGACCAGAUGCUGAGGAAGAAGGUGAAACAACACCACCAGGACCAGAUGCUGAGGAAGAAGGUGAAACAACUCCACCAGGACCAGAUGCAGAGGAAGAAGGUGAAACAACUCCACCAGGACCAGAUGCAGAGGAAGAAGGUGAAACAACACCACCAGGACCAGAUGCUGAGGAAGAAGGUGAAACAACACCAUCCGGACCAGAUGCAGAGGAAGAAGGUGAAACAACUCCACCAGGACCAGAUGCAGAGGAAGAGGGCGAAACAACUCCACCAGCACCAGAGGAAGAAGGUGAAACUACACCACCAUCAGCUGAAGAGGAACUUCAUGAACCAGCUGAAGAAGAAGAAGAAUCAUUCGGUGGCGAUGAAAAAAAUAAUACAUCUGGGCCAGGAGAUAUUCCAGAAGAUGGAGAGGAAGAGGGAUUCUUACCAGAGGAAGAAUUUAGCCCAGAAGAUGGACCAUAACCUGAGGAGGAGGGAAGUGAGGAGGAAACGCCCUCAAAACCUACAAGACCAAGCAGACCAAGCAAACCUACAAGACCAAGCCGACCAAGCCGACCCGCAGAAAAUCCAGAAGAGGAAGGAUUACCUGAAGGAGAAGAGGAAGAAAGCGAAUUCCCAGGAGAUAUUCCAUCAAAUAAAAAUGGAACUUCAACACUUCCAGAUUUACCUGAAGAAGGCGAGGAAGCUUGUGAAGAAGAAGGUGAAGCAGGUGAAGAAGGAACUACAGAACCACCUUAAAAUCCAGAAGGUGAAGAAGCAGGCGAAGAAGCAGGUGAAGAAGGAACUACAGAACCACCUUAAAAUCCAGAAGGCGAAGAAGCAGGUGAAGAAGAAGAGGGUUGGGUACCAGGAGACAUUCCAAAAGGCAAAAAUGGAACAUCUACAUUACCUGACUUACCUGAGGGUGAAGAAGGAGCCGAGGAAGGAAGUGAAGAAGUUGGAGGAGAAGAAGGAGGAGAAGAAGGGGAAGAAACUCCAAGUGAAGAUACUGAGGAAACCCCAGAUUAACCAGAAGAAUAAGAAGAAAAGUAAUUGUAAUAGUAAUAAAAUUAGAUGUUAAGAAACUGUUGAAAUCACAGCAACCAAUGCUGCUGACAUUAUGUGUGCUUUAGGAUAAUAUUUGAGUUAAUUGGCUCAUGGAGGAUCACCUUCUGACAGUCCUAACGCUAAGAAGGUUUGCUUCUGCUUGAAAUAUGAACCAGGUAUAUAAAAAUUAUUAAUUUUAGACAACGCUGAUCCUUCAUUGCUAUAAUUAACUUAAAAGGUUAGCAAGAAAUAAAGAAAAGAAUAAGAUGGCAUAUUAAAAGCAUUAAUUCCUAAUAGGAGAAUUUGAA
This is a messenger RNA of Paramecium pentaurelia, 2696 nucleotides long. The record is from the annotation of a GenBank genome assembly. NCBI's taxonomy places the organism in Eukaryota, Ciliophora, Oligohymenophorea, Peniculida, Parameciidae.